This is a messenger RNA of Symbiodinium pilosum, 1236 nucleotides long. NCBI's taxonomy places the organism in Eukaryota, Dinophyceae, Suessiales, Symbiodiniaceae. The record is from the annotation of a GenBank genome assembly.
AUGUCAGAGGUGCUGGGUGACGCCAGUGAGUGCUUGAUAGGGGCAGUGGACUACUUGAGUUUCCCGGACCUGGCUGCCGUCCUGGCCUGCUCGCAACGGCUCCUGAGUCACGGGGCAUCCACUUUUCUUUGGGAUGAAUCCUCAUGGCGGAUGAAGCACUUAGAAGCGCGCAUUCCAGCACAUGCGCGGUGGCGGCCUGCAAAGGAUCCUGACCUGGUCGAUCCCGCGGAAGCUCAGCCGUGGAAACAUUUGCGAGCUGGUGCAAGCACCUGGCACUUCGCAAGCGGUUUGCAGCUCUACGAAGAAAAGAAGUUCGAGGAGGCUGAGGAGCAUUUGCGGGCCCUGCUGCGGCUUCUUCCUGAAAGGCCCUUCGCCAUGUGCCGCUUGGCAGACACGCUCUACGGCCGCGCUGUGUCUCUGCUCGCGUACCAACGUCAGCCAGAACGUUCCCAGAAUCCACCUCCUGUCGUGGACGAUAAUGAGGCGGAAGAUGAAAAUGAGGCAAACGGGGAAGAAGAGGAGCCCGUUGCCUGGCUUUCGCGCUCGCCCCUCUCGACUCAACCGCGCCAAACUCCGGAACCUGCAGAAGCAGAUGUUGAACGGCCAGAAGUCCCGAGCGAGGGGCUCGCGACUGCGAAUAUGGACAGCUCCCAGAUCGUGCUUCCCUCGCAGCCUGACCUGCAGAACGAAGAGAGUGAGGAGCUAGUUCUGGACGAUGCGGGCGCCAGGCCGCCUGAAGUUGAAGAGGAGACCACUUGCAGGAUUGAGACUUUGCGAGAGCAGCUGCUGUCAGAGGCCAAGGACCUCUACCAACGCUCCUAUUGCCGAUCCCCAGAGUGUUCAUACGCCGUCAAUGGCUUGACGUUGUUCGUUCAUGUGAGGUCUGAGAAGAUUGAUUUGCUGGAGCGGGCGAUCAAGUUGGAUGGAGAGAACCCGUAUGCCCUAGCAAAUCUCGGAGCCGAACUCUUUGGAGAGGAUGAUCAGCGAGCACUUCACCUUCUGGACAAGGCCUUGGAGAUCAACCCUCGGCUUUUUUAUGCUCGCCUUUGCAAGAGCAAGGUUCUCCUCCGGCUUGGCAAUCUGCCAGCCGCAGUAGAUGCAGCACGGUCCCAGCUGGAGUGGCAGCCGCACGACGAGUGCCAUGGACAUGGAUUUGAUGCUUUUCCUUUUCGUGGUUGUAGCCUCUGCAAUGAUCCAUGGGCCUCGAAGCUGCAGAGGAGCCAGGCAUGCACUUGA